AUGGCCGACUAUAGCAAUUCUCCCUCUAUUCAUCCUUGCACACCCGUUGAUGGAUACACCAUCCAUGAUAACAAUGGCACACUACUUGCAUCUGCCACCGAGUCGCUUUCUAUUGCUUCCGUAAAUCAAUGGCUUCAACACACACCUCAUGCAACAGCCACCUUGACCUUGUAUGACGGCGAUACCAUCGAUCUUCCCGUUUACGCUCUUCGACGUCGUAAUGCUGUGGUGGAGAGCUUACCUGAUGCACCACAUCCAGCAUACGUUUCCACACAAUAA
This is a messenger RNA of Lichtheimia ornata, 279 nucleotides long. RefSeq lists its product as uncharacterized. The record is from RefSeq and is a predicted model, not a curated record. The transcript has a single exon. Bases 1 to 279 code for a protein of 92 amino acids. Lineage: Eukaryota; Fungi; Mucoromycota; Mucoromycetes; Mucorales; Lichtheimiaceae.